Drosophila takahashii is the source of this 450-nucleotide messenger RNA. RefSeq names its product zinc finger CCHC domain-containing protein 10-like. Lineage: Eukaryota; Metazoa; Arthropoda; Insecta; Diptera; Drosophilidae. The record is from RefSeq and is a predicted model, not a curated record.
AUGCGAAUCCAAUUCUUCCUGGUCUUCUGUGGUAUUGUGGCUCUUGCGGUGGCUGCUUAUGCCGCUGCUGCCACAACCACACCUACCGAUUCAUCCACCUCAAAUUCCACAACAACAAACUCCACAACCUCCAAUUCGACCACGACCACACCUUCCUCUACUUCGAACUCCACGACAACUCCGGCUACAUCAACCCCUUCGUCCUCCUCAACCGAUACAACCAGUAGCUCCUCCACUCCCAGUGACGACUCCUCUACCUCGACGUCCUCCACCUCCGACAACAGCAAGGAAGUGAAGAGGCUGGAGAGAAAGAUUCGCAGGCUUCGGAGGCAGAGGCGCCAGGAAGCACGACAGCUACGACGGGCAAAGCGUCAAGAGAGGCAGCAAGAAAAACGCCACGAGAGGCGCCAGCAGAGGCGUUCUGGAAAGAGGCGCAAUCGUCGUGGUUAA